AGACCUAUUUUUACCACCUUCAAGGGACCAUUGGUCUAGUUCACUUAUCUCUCUUAUAAUUCUUCAUCUUCUAGUACUCUGCAUUAGUACUUUCUUCAGAAAUAAGUACAAUUAGAUGGGGAAUUGCCAGACUGUGGAUGCUGCAGCAUUAGUUAUACAACAUCCUAAUGGAAAACAAGAGAGGAUGUAUUGGCCAGUGACGGCUAGUGAGGUGAUGAAAAUGAAUCCAGGACACUAUGUUUCACUGAUAAUUCCAUUGCCGAUCGCCGGAGAAGAGAAUUCUCAUGAAAAAACUGUUCGAUAUACCAGUGUUAAGCUUCUCCGGCCAAGUGAUACAUUAGUUCUUGGCCGGGCUUAUCGGCUUGUCACCACGCAAGAGGUUAUGAAAGUGCUGAGAGCAAAGAAAUAUGAAAAGAUGAAGAAAAACUUGCCAGAAUCAGCUGCCAAUUUGAAGAUGAAUUUGCUAAAGCAGAGUUCUGGUUGCGACUCCGAAGCUGGAAAAUCUGCACAGAGGAAGAAUGAUCAGGGCAUGGGACAUGACAGACAACGGAAAAGGUCAGGCAUGAAUGUCUCAGCUGCAAAGUCCAAAUCAUGGCAGCCAUCCCUCAUAAGCAUUUCUGAGUCGGGAAGUAGUAUUGGAUAAGACUGAACAGUAUAAUUGACAAGUUUGUCAACUUAUUUUUCUUUCUUGAUAUUGUUGUGUCCACUUCCCUACUAAACGUGCCACAAGUGAAAUCCUCGGAAAAAGAUGCUUUUGUGGGCAAGAAUGUUACUUCUUGUACAUGUAAACGAAAAGACUAUCAAAGUAGAAACUAUGAAUAAUACAGUCAAAAAUUGCAAUAUGUUAACACA
Messenger RNA from Olea europaea var. sylvestris, 852 nucleotides. RefSeq lists its product as uncharacterized. The coding region runs from base 116 to 643 and encodes 175 amino acids. The transcript has 3 exons. Lineage: Eukaryota; Viridiplantae; Streptophyta; Magnoliopsida; Lamiales; Oleaceae. The record is from RefSeq and is a predicted model, not a curated record.